This is a messenger RNA of Cebus imitator (Panamanian white-faced capuchin), 8882 nucleotides long. It is a transcript of the gene EPPK1, whose product is annotated as epiplakin 1. Gene Ontology annotation, biological process: intermediate filament bundle assembly; wound healing. The transcript has a single exon. NCBI's taxonomy places the organism in Eukaryota, Metazoa, Chordata, Mammalia, Primates, Cebidae. Bases 78 to 8879 code for a protein of 2933 amino acids. Gene Ontology annotation, cellular component: cytoplasm; keratin filament; cytoskeleton. Gene Ontology annotation, molecular function: keratin filament binding; structural molecule activity. The record is from RefSeq and is a predicted model, not a curated record.
GGUCCCUGACUGAGCCUUUCUGUCCCCUGCAGGACAGAGGUGGACCUCGGCAGGCUGCGCAUAUCCUGCUGUAUGUGAUGAGCAGCGUUCACCUCCCGGGCACUGACAGCACGGAGCAGGCCAGCAUCCCCAGAGCCAUGGCAGCCACACUGGGAGCUGGCACAGCCCCCAGGCCUCAGGCCAGGAGCAUAGCUGGGGUGUAUGUGGAGGCCUCGGGCCAGGCCCAGAGCGUCUACACUGCCAUGGAGCAGGGUCUUCUGCCCGCUGGGCUCGGGCUGGCUCUGCUAGAGGCCCAGGCAGCCACCGGGGGCCUGGUGGAUCCUGCCCAGGGCCAGCUGCUCCCUGUGUCUGAGGCCCUGCAGCAGGGCCUGGUGGGGCUGGAGCUGAAGGAGAAGCUGCUGGCCGCUGAGCGCGCUGCCACAGGCUAUCCUGACCCCUACGGGGGUGAGAAGCUGUCCCUCUUUCAGGCCAUCGGGAAGGAGGUUGUGGACAGGGCCCUGGGCCAGAGCUGGCUGGAGGCCCAGCUGGCCACUGGGGGCCUGGUGGACCCUGCCCGUGGCGUGCGCGUGGCCCCUGAGCAAGCCUGCCAGCAGGGCCUCCUGGACCGGGAGACGUGGCACAAGCUGUCGGAGCUCGAGCCUGGCACAGGCACCCUGCAAUUCCUUGACCCCAACACGCUAGAGCGGCUGACAUAUUACCAGCUGCUGGAAAGGUGUGUACGGGCCCCCAGCUCGGGGCUGGCCAUGCUGCCCCUCAAGAUCACCUUCCGCUCCGUGGGCGGGGCCGUGAGUGCAGCCGAGCUGCUGGAGGUGGGCAUCCUGGAUGAGGAGGCUGUGCGGGGUCUGCAGGAAGGCAGGCUGGCUGCCGCGGACGUGGGCGCACGGGCCGAGGUGCGGCGCUACCUGGAGGGCACCGGCAGUGUGGCCGGGGUCGUCCUGCUGCCCGAAGGCCACAAGAAGAGCUUCUUCCAGGCUGCCGCCGAGCACCUGCUCCCGAUGGGCACCGCGCUGCCACUCCUAGAGGCCCAGGCCGCCACCCACACCCUAGCGGACCCCACCACAGGCCAGCGGCUAUGGGUGGACGAGGCAGUCAGGGCAGGCCUAGUCAGCCCAGAGCUCCAUGAGCAGCUUCUGGUGGCUGAGCAGGCCGUGACAGGGUACCACGACCCCUUCAGUGGCUCCCAAAUCCCCCUCUUCCAGGCCAUGAAGAAGGGGCUAGUGGACAGGCCACUGGCACUGCGGCUCCUGGACGCCCAGCUGACCACAGGAGGGCUGGUCUGUCCAGCACGUAGGCUCCGGCUGCCCCUGGAGGCCGCCCUGCACUGUGGCUGCCUGGAUGAAGACACUCAGCGACAGCUCUCAGGGGCUGGUGGCUUCUCAGACCCCGGCACACAUGGCGGCCUGCGCUAUGAGCAGCUGCUGGCCCGCUGUGUCACCGACCCGGACACUGGGCUUGCUUUCCUGCCACUCUCCGGGGGGCCCAGGGAACAGCAGCCCCAGGGACCCCCAUUCAUCAUGCACGGUACUCGACAGGCCCUGAGUUCAGCCACAACCACUAUCUCGGUGGGGAAGUUCCGGGGCCGGCCCGUGUCCCUCUGGGAGCUGCUCUUCUCUGAGGCCAUCUCCGCAGAGCGGAGGGCGAUGCUGGCCCAGCAGCACCAGAAAGGGACCCUCUCUGUGGAGGAGCUGGCUGCUGAGCUGAGCGCCACCCUCGAGCAGGCUGCAGCCACUGCCAAGGUCACCUUUUCUGGGCUGAGGGACACCGUGACACCAGGAGAGCUGCUCGAAGCCGAGAUCAUCGACCAGGACCUGUACGAGCAGUUGGAACACGGGCAGACCACGGCCCAGGAUGUGAGCAGCCUGGCCUCCGUGCAGAAGUACCUGCAGGGCACCGGCUGCAUCGCCGGCCUGCUGCUGCCUGGCUCUCAGGAGCGCCUGAGCAUCUAUGAGGCCCGACGCAAGGGGCUCCUCCGACCCGGCACUGCCCUCAUCCUCCUGGAGGCGCAAGCCGCCACAGGCUUCAUCAUCGACCCGAAAGAAAACAAGGCACACUCCGUGGAGGAGGCGCUGAGAGCUGGCGUCAUUGGGCCCGACGUGUAUGCGAAGCUGCUGUCGGCCGAGCGCGCCGUCACCGGCUACACCGACCCCUACACCGGGCAGCCCAUCUCCCUCUUCCAGGCCAUGCAGAAGGGCCUCAUCGUGCAGGAGCACGGCAUUCGCCUGCUGGAGGCCCAGAUUGCCACGGGCGGCAUCAUCGACCCUGUGCACAGCCACCGCGUGCCCGUGGACGUGGCCUACCGGCGUGGCUACUUUGAUCAGAUGCUGAACAUGAUCCUGUUGGACCCCUCUGACGACACCAAGGGCUUCUUCGACCCCAACACACACGAGAACCUCACGUACCUGCAGUUGCUGGAGCGCUGCGUGGAGGACGCCGAGACGGGCCUGUACCUCCUGCCACUCGGCAGCACGCAGUGCCCGCUGGUAGACAGUGCCACCCGGCAGGCCUUCCAGAACCUGCUGCUCUCUGUGAAGUACGGGCGGCUUCAGGGGCAGAGGGUCUCCGCGUGGGAGCUGAUCAACUCUGAGUACUUCAGCGAGACCCGCAGGAGGCAGCUGCUGCAUCAAUACCGGCGACGUGAGGUCAUGCUGGGGCAGGUGGCCCAGCUGCUGGAGGCUGAGACGCAGAGGCAGGCGGAUGUCACACUGCCUGCACUGCGGGGCCGGGUCACCGCCCACCAGCUCCUGGAGGCACGAAUCAUCGACCAGCAGCUGUUGGACCAAGUGCUGGCUGGGACGGUCAGCCCCGAGGCCCUCCUCCUCAUGGAUAGCGUCCGCAGGUACCUGCGUGGCCUGGGAGCUGUGGGCGGCGUGAGACUGCUGCCCUCCGGCCAGCGGCUUAGCCUCUACCAGGCCAUGAGGCAGAAGCUGCUGGGGCCCAGUGUAGCCCUGGCCCUGCUGGAGGCCCAGGCAGCCACCGGAACCAUCGUGGACCCUGACAGCCUGGAGAGCCUCUCAGUGGAUGAGGCUGUGCGCAGGGGUGUGGUGGGACCAGAGCUGUAUGGCAGGCUGAAGCGGGCUGAGGGUGCCAUCACUGGCUUCAGAGACCCCUUCUCUGGGACGCAGGUGUCCCUGUUCCAGGCCAUGAAGAAAGGUCUCAUCCCUUGGGACCAAACUGCCCGCCUCCUGGAGGCUCAGGUGGCCACAGGAGGGGUCAUCGACCCCAUGGGCCACCACCACCUCCCCAUGCCAGUGGCCAUUCAGCGUGGCUUUGUCGACCAGGAGAUGGAGACAGCCUUGUCCAGCUCCUCCGAGACCUUCCCCACACCAGACAGCCAGGGGCGCACCAGCUAUGCCCGGCUCCUGGAGCAGUGCCCCAGGGAUGAGACUUCUGGCUCUCACCUCCUGCCCUUGCCAGAGAGUGCUCCUGCCCUCCCCACUGAGGAGCAGGUCCAGAAAAGCCUGCAGGCCAUGCCGGGCACCGAGGACGGCACGUCCCUCUGGGACCUGCUCAGCUCCUGCCACUUCACCGAGGAGCAACGGAGGGCCCUGCUGGAGGAUGUGCAGGAGGGGAGGACAGCUGUGCCACAGCUACUCGCCUCUGUGCAGACAUGGAUACAGGAGACUAAGCUCCUGGCCCAGGCCCGCGUCACGGUGCCCGGCCCGCGGGGUGAGGUCCCUGCCGUCUGGCUGCUGGAUGCUGGCAUCAUCCCCCAGGAGACCCUUAAGGCCUUGGCUCAGGGCACACAGUCACCCACCCAGGUCGCUGAGCAGCCGGCGGUGAAGGCCUGCCUGUGGGGCACGGGCUGCGUGGCUGGCGUGCUGCUGCAGCAUUCCGGGGCCAAGGCCAGCAUCGCCCAGGCCAUGAGGGAUGGCCUACUGCCUGCAGGCCUGGGCCAGAGGCUGCUGGAAGCCCAGGUGGCGUCUGGCUCCCUUGUCGACCCCCUGACCAACCAGAGACUGUCAGUGGAGGAUGCAAUUAAGGUCGGCCUGGUGGGCAGGGAGCUGAGUGAGCAGCUCGGGCAGGCUGAGAGGGCAGUGGCCGGGUACCCGGAUCCCUACUCCGGGGGCUCCCUCUCGCUGUGGCAGGCAAUGGAGAAGGGGCUUGUGCCGCAGAACGAGGGCUUCCCCCUCCUGCAGGUGCAGCUGGCCACGGGGGGCGUGGUGGAGCCUGUCCAUGGGGUGCACCUGCCCCAGGCGGCAGCCUGCAGACUUGGCCUUCUGGACACACAGACGAGCCGAGCGCUGACCGCAGCUGACGAGGACAACAAGUUCUUCUUUGACCCCAGCGCACAGGACCAGGUGACCUACCAGGAGCUCAGGGAGCGCUGCGUGCACGACCCCGAGACCGGCCUGUUGCUGCUGCCCCUGACCUCGGACACAGCGCUUGAGGUGGAUGACCACACUGCGGUGGCUCUGAGGGCCAUGAAGGUACCUGUCAGCACGGGGAGGCUUCAGGGCUGCAGCGUGUCACUCUGGGACCUGCUGCGUUCCGAGUACAUUGGCGCUGACAAGCGGCAGGAGCUGGUGGCACUCUGCCGGUCUGGGAGGGCUGCAGCCCUACGGGAGGUGGUCAGCGCGGUCACUGCCCUGGUGGAGGCUGCGGAGAGGCAGCCCCUGCAGGCCACUUUCAGAGGGCUCCGGAAGCAGGUGUCAGCCAGGGACCUGUUCACGGCGCAGCUGAUCAGCAAGAAGACGCUGGACGAGCUGAGCCAGGGGGUGACGACUGUGACGGAGGUGGCAGAGAUGGACAGUGUGAGGCGGUCCCUGGAGGGCGGCAACUUCAUUGCCGGGGUCCUUGUCCAAGGCACCCAGGAGAGGAUGAGCAUCCCAGAAGCCCUGAGAAGGCACAUCCUGCGGCCCGGCACGGCACUGGUGCUGCUGGAAGCACAGGCAGCCACCGGCUUCAUCAUCGACCCCGUGGAGAACCGGAAGCUGACUGUGGAGGAGGCGUUCAAAGCAGGGAUGUUUGGCAAAGAAACCUACGUGAAGCUGCUGUCAGCCGAGCGCGCCGUCACUGGCUACACCGACCCCUACACCGGGCAGCAGAUCUCCCUCUUCCAGGCCAUGCAGAAGGACCUCAUCGUGCGGGAGCACGGCAUCCGCCUGCUGGAGGCCCAGAUCGCCACGGGCGGCGUCAUCGACCCCGUGCAUAGCCACCGCGUGCCCGUGGACGUGGCCUACCGGCGUGGCUACUUCGACGAGGAGAUGAACCGCGUCCUGGCGGACCCCAGCGACGACACCAAGGGCUUCUUCGACCCCAACACGCACGAGAACCUCACGUACGUGCAGCUGCUGCGCCGCUGCGUGCGUGACCCGGACACCGGGCUCUACAUGCUGCAGCUGGCCGGCCGGGGCUCCGCCGUGCACCAGCUGAGCGAGGAGCUGCGCUGUGCCCUGCGUGAGGCCCGCGUGACGCCGGGCUCGGGCGCCCUGCGGGGCCAGAGCGUCUCCGUCUGGGAGCUCCUCUUCUACCGCGAGGUGUGCGAGGGCCGGCGCCAGGACCUGCUGAGCAGGUACCGGGCGGGCACGCUGACCGUGGAGGAGCUGGGCGCCACCCUCAUUUCGCUGCUGGCGCAGGCCGAGGCUGAGGCCGGAGCCGGGAGCCCGCCCCCAGACCCCCGGGAGGCCCUGCGCGCGGCCACCAUGGAGGUCAAGGUGGGCCGCCUCCGGGGGCGUGCGGUGCCCGUCUGGGACGUGCUGGCGUCCGGCUACGUGAGCGGGGCCGCCCGGGAGGAGCUGCUGGCCCAGUUCGGCUCGGGGACGCUGGCCUUGCCCGCGCUGACCCGCCGGCUGACCGCCAUCAUCGAGGAGGCCGAGGAGACCCCCGGAGGCGGGCAGGAGCGCCAGGACGCCUCGCGUGGCCCUCGGGACCCGGGGCCAGCCGGGCAAGGGGACGGUGACUCCGGGCGCUCCCCGGACAAGGCCGAGGCCGCCCGCCGCCAGGAGCGGACCCUGCGGGGCGCCACCAUGGAGGUGCAGCACGGGCAGUUCCAGGGGCGGCCGGUCUCCGUGUGGGACGUCCUCUUCUCCUCGUACCUGAGCGAGGCCCGCAGAGACGAGCUCCUGGCCCAGCACGCGGCCGGCGCCCUGAGCCUGCCUGACCUCGUCGCCGUCCUCACCCGGAUCGUCGAGGAGGCCGAGGAGCGGCUCAGGAAGGUGUCCUUCCGCGGCCUGAGGCGCCAGGUGUCCGCCUCCGAGCUGCACACGUCCGGGAUCCUGGGCCCCGACACCCUGCGGGCCCUGGCCCAGGGCACCAAGACCCUGCAGGAGGUGACGGAGAUGGACUCGGUCAAGCGCUACCUGGAGGGCACCAGCUGCAUCGCGGGCGUCCUGGUGCCCGCCAAGGACGAGCCGGGCCGCCAGGAGAAGAUGAGCAUCUACCAGGCCAUGUGGAAGGGCGUGCUGCGGCCCGGCACGGCCCUGGUGCUGCUGGAGGCGCAGGCGGCCACCGGCUUCGUCAUCGACCCCGUGCGCAACCUGAGGCUGUCCGUGGAGGAGGCCGUGGCCGCGGGCGUGGUGGGCGGCGAGAUCCAGGAGAAGCUGCUGUCGGCCGAGCGCGCCGUCACCGGCUACACCGACCCCUACACCGGGCAGCAGAUCUCCCUCUUCCAGGCCAUGCAGAAGGACCUCAUCGUGCGGGAGCACGGCAUCCGCCUGCUGGAGGCCCAGAUUGCCACAGGCGGCAUCAUCGACCCCGUGCACAGCCACCGUGUGCCCGUGGACGUGGCCUACCAGCGUGGCUACUUCGACGAGGAGAUGAACCACGUCCUGGCGGACCCCAGCGAUGACACCAAGGGCUUCUUCGACCCCAACACGCACGAGAACCUCACGUACCUGCAGCUACUGGAGCGCUGCGUGGAGGACCCCGAGACAGGCCUGUACCUGCUACAAAUUGUAAAGAAGGGUGACACCUACGUGUACAUCGAUGAGGCCAUGAGACACAUGCUGCUAUCCAGAACUGCAAAAAUGCGUGUGGGGAGGUUUGCUGACCAGGUGGUCUCUUUCUGGGACCUGCUGUCCUCUCCAUACUUCACAGAGGACAGGAAGCGGGAGCUGAUCCAGGCAUAUGGAACCCAGAGUGGGGGCCUGGAGAAAUUGCUGGAAAUCAUCACUACGACAAUUGAAGAAACAGAGACGCAAAACCAAGGCAUCAAGGUGGCAGCCAUCAGAGGGGAGGUGACAGCUGCAGAGCUGUUCAACUCCGGAAUCAUCGAUCAGAAGACCCUCCACAUGCUCCGUGCAGGGAGGACUGGGGGGCAGGUGCUCAGCACGCUGGAGGAGCUGAAGCCCUACCUAGAAGGCAGCGGCUGCAUCGCGGGGGUGAUAGUGCCCUCCACCAUGGAGGUUGUGAGCCUCCAUGAGGCCAGCAGGAAGGAGCUCAUCCCUUUAGCAUUUGCGACCUGGCUGCUGGAGGCGCAGGCCGCCACUGGUUUCCUGUUGGACCCCUGCACCCACCAGAGGCUCUCUGUAGAUGAGGCUGUGGUUGUGGGCCUGGUGAGCGAGGAGCUAUGUGAAAGGCUCCUGAAGGCUGAGAGGGCUGCCACAGGCUACAGGGAUCCGGCCACGGGAGACACAAUCCCACUGUUCCAGGCCAUGCAGAAGCAGCUCGUCGGGAAGGCAGAGGCACUGAGGCUGCUGGAGGUGCAGGUGGCCACGGGGGGUGUCAUCGACCCACGGCACCACCACCGGCUCCCACUGGAAACAGCCUAUAGGCGGGGCUGUCUGCACAAGGACACAUACGCACUCAUUUCUGACCAGAAGCACAUGAGGAAACGGUUUGUGGACCCGAACACCCAGGAGAAGGUCUCGUACCAAGAGUUGCAGCACAGGUGCCACCGGCAAGAGGACACUGGCUGGCUACUCUUCCCAGUGGCCAAGGACGCACGGGACUCCCAGUACGUCGACGAGGAGACGCUAAGGGCCCUGGAGGCAGAGCAGGUGGAGAUAACAGUGGGAAGGUUCAGAGGCCAGAAGCCCACACUGUGGACACUGCUGAAUUCGGAAUAUGUGACGGAGGAGAAGAAGUUCCAGCUGGUGAGGAUGUACAGACUGGACACGAACCGGGCACUGCAGAAGGUAGCACAGCUGAUCUUAGACACGAUUGAGACGCAGGAAAAGGACAGUAAACAACUGUGGUUCCAAGGGAUUAGAAGACAAGUCACAGCCUCGGAACUCCUGAGCUCACACGUCAUCACAGAGGAAAUGCUGCAGGACCUGGAAACUGGGCGGAGCACGGUGCAACAGCUCAGGAAGGACAAGCACGUCAAGCGCUACCUGGAGGGCACCAGCUGCAUCGCGGGCGUCCUGGUGCCCGCCAAGGACGAGCCGGGCCGCCAGGAGAAGAUGAGCAUCUACCAGGCCAUGUGGAAGGGCGUGCUGCGGCCCGGCACGGCCCUGGUGCUGCUGGAGGCGCAGGCGGCCACCGGCUUCGUCAUCGACCCCGUGCGCAACCUGAGGCUGUCCGUGGAGGAGGCCGUGGCCGCGGGCGUGGUGGGCGGCGAGAUCCAGGAGAAGCUGCUGUCGGCCGAGCGCGCCGUCACCGGCUACACCGACCCCUACACCGGGCAGCAGAUCUCCCUCUUCCAGGCCAUGCAGAAGGACCUCAUCGUGCGGGAGCACGGCAUCCGCCUGCUGGAGGCCCAGAUCGCCACGGGCGGCGUCAUCGACCCCGUGCACAGCCACCGCGUGCCCGUGGACGUGGCCUACCAGCGUGGCUACUUCGACGAGGAGAUGAACCGCAUCCUGGCGGACCCCAGCGACGACACCAAAGGCUUCUUCGACCCCAGCACGCACGAGAACCUCACCUACCUGCAGUUGCUGCAGAGGGCCACUCUCGACCCUGAGACUGGGCUCCUAUUUCUUUCUGUGUCUCUGCAGUGACUG